This is a messenger RNA of Triticum aestivum (bread wheat), 1321 nucleotides long. RefSeq names its product proline-rich proteoglycan 2. The record is from RefSeq and is a predicted model, not a curated record. The transcript has a single exon. The coding region runs from base 250 to 1071 and encodes 273 amino acids. Lineage: Eukaryota; Viridiplantae; Streptophyta; Magnoliopsida; Poales; Poaceae.
AGUCCCGGUCUCCCACCACACUACCACAGGUCCACAGCCAAGGCCUCCUCGGCUGUCGGCUCGCACAAAUCAAAGCACGACGGAGGGAAACCCAAAGCCACUCUCACUGUCCUCUCCGCUCGCUCUCCCACUCCCCCCUGUCUGUCCCUCCUCAUGCUCACCACCUUCAGACCAGCCAUGGCCGCCUAGCUGGCUAAGCUAAGCUCUGCUAGUACAAGCCUAGGUAGAAGCGAGGAGGACGGUGCAGGCAUGGGCUGCUGCGUCAGCAAGAAGCGCGGCGAGCCGCCGGGCGCGGCCGAUGGGGGGAAGGCCGUCGAGGCCCGCGACCUGCCGCCGCCCGAGGAGGAGAAGGUCAAGGAGGUGCUCUCCGAGACGCCGCGCGUCAAGCCGCCGCCCAGGCCCAGGCGUGUCGCCGGUGGCGCUGUGGUGGCGCCGUCGGCGGAGAAGGCCAGGGCCAAGGACGGCGGCACCGCCAGGGCGAAGGACGGCCGUGGUGUCGGCGGCAGGGUCGGCAGGCCCGCGCGCUCCGUCGAGGAGAAGUCGGAGGCCGCGUCCGAGUCGUCGGCCGCGACCACGGUGGCCGGGCCCGAGCGGUCCCCGUCGUCGAAGCCGCCCAGGUGCCGGCAGGGAAGGCCCGCGCCCGGUGGCGAGCCCAGGCGCGCCAGGCGGGACCGGGACCACGGCGCGGCCACACCCGGCGGGCGCGGCCGCGCGUCCCCCUCGCCCCCGCCUCCCCGACGCGACCCCGGGCGCAGGUCGCCGUCGCCCGCGGCGAAGCGGGCGCAGGACCAGCGCCGCGACGCUGCCGGCUCGGCCUCCUGCGCGCAGCGGAAGCCGCCCGUGCCCGCCAGGCCGACGCCUCCGCGUGCGCAGGAGGCGCCGGCAAAGCCACAUCUACACGGCCCUCCUACGCAGUGUGCGUCGCCACCGACGCCACAGGCGCCGGAGCAGGAGGAUACGAGUACUCCCCAAGGCAGCGACGGCGACGCCGCGGCGGGUGACGGCGAGGGCGAGGGGAAGGAGUCCCUGGAGAACCCCCUGGUGUCCAUGGAGUGCUUCAUCUUCCUGUAACACUGCACUAGCCCUUCAGUAAGUAAUCAGUGUACUCCAUUGUCACAGUUAGGAGUAACCAGAUUUAGAAGCCGUUCUGUUACGGUGAACGUAAUUCCGCUGGCAACUUCUUCCCGGGUUGGAAUUUUGUAUCCCGGGGAAGAAACUAGCCCCAGCUCUUUGGCGUACCUUGUCUGAUGUCCCUUGUAAUCUGUAGAUUUGUGGAGGACUGUAGCUAAUCCAAGCUAAGCUAGCCAGGGUGUCUCUGUAA